GAAGGGGGCGGAAUGCGAGUUGUGGUCUCGUCGUCGCAAUCGCGUCAGUCACCUCGUGGCUCGCAUCGCCAUUGAUAUGCGACUGUGUGCGUGUUCGUCUUGUGUGGAAGAAGACGAGCAGAGGAGCUUCAAGGCUGGCUUCAAGCUUUUUUGUGGGCGAUGGCAGAAGACUCGCUGUCGGAGUUCACGCAUCGCGCCCAUGUAUUCUACUUUCGGGAUGCAUUGUUGGAGCAGCUGCCGUCCCCGUACGAACCCAACGACGUGAAUCGUCUUACGCUCGCUUACUUCGCCGUCUCUGCGCUUGAUCUCUUGAAUGCCCUGGACCAGGUUCCAGCAGUAGAUGUCAUUGACUGGGUUUACUCUCUCCAGGUGCUGCCUCUGUCGGCUGAUGAUCCUCGCAGCUCUGUGAUAAAUAAGGAGCCUGUUUUCGGGUUUCGAGGGUCUCCUUCUAUUGGCAUUCGUUUCUGCUCGAAUGGGACGCCACCAAUCUCGUAUGAUGGUGGCCACUUGGCGUCAACUUAUUCUGCGCUAUCUAUCUUGCGUAUCUUGGGGGAUGACCUAUCCUGUGUUGAACACGAAGCCGUUCUCAACACUGUCCGUGGUCUUCAGCAACCAGAUGGCAGCUUUUGUCCAGUGCAGUUGGGAGCAGAAAGGGACUUGAGGUUCACCUACUGUGCAGCUGCCAUCUGUUCAUUGCUCAAUAAUUGGAAAGGGAUGGAUGUGGAUAAGUCAGUGGCUUACAUCCUCAGCUGUCAGUCCUACGACGAUGGUUUUGGCAUGUACCCCGGUCUUGAGGCUCAUGGGGGUGGAACCUACUGUGCCCUUGCCAGUUUGAAGCUUAUGGGUCGGCUUCUCAAUGAUAAUCUUCAUGACCAGGGACUGAUAGCGGGUGUCUUAGACAGGACAGGCCUUGUAGGCUGGUGCGCCCGGAGACAGACCGACUGUGGAGGUUUUCAAGGAAGAGUGAACAAGCUAGCAGAUACAUGCUACGCAUUCUGGGUGGGGGGCUCAUUGAAGAUGCUUGGGAAAUACAAUUUAUGCGACGCCGCUAAAUUGAGGUCGUUUCUUUUCACUUGCCAAACAAAGUUUGGCGGCUUUAGUAAACUGCCACAUGGGUAUCCAGAUCUGCUGCACUCGUAUUAUGGCGUAUGCGCGUUUAGUUUACUUGAAGAAUCAGGCUUACAAUCCUUGUGUCCCGAGCUGGGGCUCUCCACAAGGGCUAGUUAUAAUUAGGCAUUAUUUCCUUUUAGCGCUGAAGCUCUUGUACAAAAGCGACCUAGACUCAAGUUGCUGUAAGUGGAAUUAAGGCAGGGAUUGCGUUCAUACAGGUGACCAAUCUUGCAAUUUCAACAAGCGACUUCGCUCCCUGACGCUCUGCUGUUGCAUAGUUUACAUGCAGCAAAAAAACUAGUGUGUUUCGGUACAGAAUUCGCAACCAGCACCAAGAUUUCACAUCA
Physcomitrium patens is the source of this 1457-nucleotide messenger RNA. RefSeq names its product geranylgeranyl transferase type-1 subunit beta. The record is from RefSeq and is a predicted model, not a curated record. Gene Ontology annotation, cellular component: CAAX-protein geranylgeranyltransferase complex. Gene Ontology annotation, biological process: protein geranylgeranylation. Lineage: Eukaryota; Viridiplantae; Streptophyta; Bryopsida; Funariales; Funariaceae. Gene Ontology annotation, molecular function: CAAX-protein geranylgeranyltransferase activity.